CAGAGGAACAGUACGCACAGAAGUCCAGAGGAACAGUGGGUACAGAGGAUUAGAGGAACAGUAAGCACAGAGGACCAGUGGAAAAAUGGGUACAGGGGACCAGAGGAACAGAGAGUACAGAAAACCAGUGGAACAGUGGCUACAGAGGACCAGAGGAAGAGCAGGUACAAACGACUAGAGGAACAGUGGGUACGGACGACCAGAGUAACAGUGGGCACAGAGGACCAGAAUAACAGUAGAACAGUGGGUACAGAGGAACUGAGGAACUGAGGAACAAUGGGCAUAGAAGACGAGAGGAACAGUCCGUACUGAGAACCAGAGGAACAGUGAGUACAGAGAACCAUUGGAACAGUGGGCACAGAGGACCAGGAAAACAUUGGGUAUAGAGGACCAGAAGAACAGUUGGUACAGAGGACCAGAGGAACAGUGGGUAGAGAGGACCAGAAGAACAGUGGGCACAGGGGACCAGAACAGUAGGUGCAGAGGACCAGAGAAACAGUAGGCACAGAGGAUCAGUAGAACAGUUGGUACAGGGACCCAUAGGGACGAUGGGCACAAAGGACCAGUGGAAAAAUGGGUUCAGGGGACCAGAGGACCAGAGGACCAGAGGGUAGAAAGGACCAUAGGAACAGUGUAAACAGAGCACCGGCGGAACAUUGGGGUAACCAUAGGAACAGUGACUAUAGAGGACCAGUGGAACAAUGGGUACAGAGGACCAGAGAACAGAGGGUACAGAGGACCAGAGGAACAGUGGGUACAGAGGAACAGUGGAGCAGUGGAUACAGAGGACCAGUGGAACAGUGGGUACAGAGGACCAGGGGAACAGUGGGCUCAGAAGAACUGUAGGUACAGAAAACUAGAGGAAUAGUGGGCACAGAGGACCGGAGGAACAGUGGGUACAGGGGACCAGUGGAACAGCGGGUACAGAGGACCAAGGGAACAGUGGGUACAGAAAACUAGAGGAACAAUGGGCACAAAGGACCACUGAAACAGUGAGUACAAAGAACUAGAGGAACAGUGGGUAUAGAGCACCAGAGGAACAGUGGGUAAAAAGGAUAAGAAGAACAGAAGACCAGAGGAACUCUGAGUACAGAGGACCAGAACAACGGAGGACCAGAGGACCAGAGGAACAGUGAGCACAGAGGACCAGUGGAACAGAGGGUAC
Molecule: messenger RNA, 1165 nt
Organism: Pocillopora meandrina
Lineage: Eukaryota; Metazoa; Cnidaria; Anthozoa; Scleractinia; Pocilloporidae
Source: the annotation of a GenBank genome assembly